UAAAAUAUAUUCUGAUUCCUUUUAAUCCAACUUUAAUCAGCAGGAAGGUUGCAUGCAUAUUUUCUAAUUAGCAACAGGAAGCUCCUCCACCUACAUAAGAAAAAAAAAGAAAGGAAAGAAGAAAAAGAAAGGAAAGAAAAGAAAGGACAGAAAGAAGACAGAUAGAAAUGACCUAAACACUGGGACUGAUUUAGCAGGGGCGAACCCCAACCUGACACUUGGUCUCCUCCUCCUUAAACAGUCCUCUGGCACUCUGAGCUCCAGCCCUCUGUGUUCCCUUCAGGUGAAUCACCGUCAGAUUCCUGCAAGUUCAGGAAAUGCUCUUCCCCAGUCUACAAAUCUCACCUACUCUCAGAUGUGAGUCACUUACAUUAGCAAGAGAGCAAGUUACUCAAGCUGUUCGGAGCAGGACAAUCUCAAAGGACACCCUCAAGGGGCCCAGGGGAGAACCCACUUUCUCCGACGGGGGAGAAAAAUGCUUAUUUCUCAUGCUGUGCGAGAAAAUCCACUUCUCUGUCAACCAUAGUUUCAAAGCUUAUUCUUAAUUAGAGUUGAGGAUCCUGUUUCAACUUGAAGACACCGCAUCAGGUGAAUGGACACCCAGACACCGCAAUGAAAGGACUCAAGCCAAUAAUAACCUAUGCCGAACCCUGCCCUCAGUCAUCCUCAAGUGUUUCCUGACACGUAUUUUUGCUUCCAGUCCAUCACAACUAAAGAAUGGGGCUCAACCUGACACUUGCAAAACUACCAGAUAAUGAGCUGCACAGCCAAGGGAGUCACGCUUCAAGUAACAUGAGUGAUGGACCCGGAAAGAACACCACUGUUAACAAGUUUGACACGAUCGUCUUGCCUGUGCUUUACCUCAUUAUAUUUGUGGCAAGCAUCCUGCUGAACGGUCUAGCAGUGUGGAUCUUCUUCCACAUUAGGAAUAAAACCAGCUUCAUAUUUUAUCUCAAGAACAUAGUGGUUGCUGACCUCAUCAUGACGCUGACAUUUCCAUUUCGAAUAGUGCAUGACGCAGGAUUCGGACCUUGGUACUUCAAGUUUAUCCUCUGCCGAUACACUUCAGUUUUGUUUUACGCGAACAUGUACACAUCCAUCGUAUUUCUUGGGCUCAUAAGCAUCGAUCGCUACCUGAAGGUGGUCAAGCCGUUUGGGGACUCUCGCAUGUACAGCAUAACUUUCACAAAGGUUUUAUCUAUUUGUGUUUGGGUGGUUAUGGCUGUUCUGUCCUUGCCCAACAUCAUUCUAACAAAUGGCCAACUAACCAAGGAAAACAUUCACGACUGCAUGAAACUCAAAAGUCCCUUGGGAGUCAAAUGGCACGAAGCCGUCAUUUACGUCAACAGCUGCCUGUUCGUGGCUGUGCUGGUGAUCCUGAUCGGAUGUUACAUAGCCAUAUCCAGGUACAUCCAUAAAUCCAGCAGGCAAUUUAUAAGCCAGUCAAGCCGAAAGCGGAAGCAUAACCAGAGCAUACGGGUGGUGGUGGCGGUGUUCUUUACCUGCUUUCUACCCUAUCACUUGUGUAGAAUUCCUUUUACUUUCAGCCACUUAGACAGACAUUUAGAUGAAUCUGCACACCAAAUUCUGUAUUACUGCAAAGAAAUGACACUUUUCUUGUCUGCAUGCAAUGUGUGCCUGGAUCCAAUAAUUUACUUUUUCAUGUGUAGGUCAUUUUCAAGAAGGCUAUUCAAGAAAUCAAAUAUCAGAACCAGGAGCGAAAGCAUCAGGUCACUGCAAAGUGUCAGAAGAUCGGAAGUCCGCAUAUAUUAUGAUUAUACAGACGUGUAGGAGUUACAAAGGCCAUGAGGCCUCCUUAUUAGUUGAAGUCCGAGUGUACAGAAUGUAAA
Mustela erminea (ermine) is the source of this 1850-nucleotide messenger RNA. RefSeq names its product G protein-coupled receptor 87 (gene GPR87). The record is from RefSeq and is a predicted model, not a curated record. Gene Ontology annotation, biological process: G protein-coupled receptor signaling pathway; negative regulation of adenylate cyclase activity. The coding region runs from base 718 to 1791 and encodes 357 amino acids. Lineage: Eukaryota; Metazoa; Chordata; Mammalia; Carnivora; Mustelidae. The transcript has 3 exons. Gene Ontology annotation, molecular function: G protein-coupled purinergic nucleotide receptor activity. Gene Ontology annotation, cellular component: membrane.